Closterium sp. Naga37s-1 is the source of this 915-nucleotide messenger RNA. NCBI's taxonomy places the organism in Eukaryota, Viridiplantae, Streptophyta, Zygnematophyceae, Desmidiales, Closteriaceae. The record is from the annotation of a GenBank genome assembly.
AUGAGUAAGCUGCAGAGCGAUGUUCUGCGCGAGGCGAUCACGAACCUGCUGACGGCUUCGAAGGAGAAGAACCGCAAGUUCUCGGAGACGAUCGAGCUGCAGAUCGGGCUUAAGAACUACGACCCCCAGAAGGACAAGCGUUUCAGCGGCUCCAUCAAGCUGCCCCACGUGCCGCGCCCCAAGUACCGCGUGUGCAUGCUCGGAGAUGCGCAGCACGUCGAGGAGGCGGAGAAGAUCAGUCUGGACUGCAUGGGCGUGGAGGCGCUGAAGAAGAUGAACAAGAACAAGAAGCUCGUCAAGAAGCUCGCCAAGAAGUACCACGCGUUCCUGGCGUCCGAGGCCAUUAUCAAGCAGAUCCCCAGGCUGCUCGGCCCCGGGCUGAACAAGGCCGGCAAGUUCCCCACGCUCUGCACUCACCACGAGCCUCUCGAGAGCAAGCUGCUGGAGGCCAAGUCGACGAUCAAGUUCCAGCUGAAGAAGGUGCUGUGCAUGGGCAUCGCGGUGGGCAACUGCGACAUGGAGGAGAAGCAGAUCUUCCAGAACGUGCAGCUCUCCGUCAACUUCCUCGUCUCGCUGCUCAAGAAGAACUGGCAGAACGUCAAGUCGCUCCUGCCUUCCCCCUCAUUCCUUCCCUUCCCUCCUCCAUCCUCCUCCCUCUCCCCCUCUUUGAGCCCACCUCCCUUUCCUCUCUUCAAUCCCGUCUUCCAUCCCCCUUUCCUCCCCGCCUUUCGCCCUUCUUUGCCUCAUCCCUCUACCAUUCCUUCUCCCCACCAUCUCUCCCCCUGCUCCCCAUUCCCAUAUUGGUCGGUUUCACUUCUCCACCCGCCUCUCAAGGUGCUCUGUUGUCGCAUCCUUUCCAUCCUAUCACCGCUGCACCCUGAUUUCGGGCAUCAUCUUCGUAGUUUUCCCGCAUAA